Drosophila ficusphila is the source of this 2536-nucleotide messenger RNA. It is a transcript of the gene Caper, whose product is annotated as RNA-binding protein 39. Gene Ontology annotation, molecular function: RNA binding. Lineage: Eukaryota; Metazoa; Arthropoda; Insecta; Diptera; Drosophilidae. The coding region runs from base 255 to 2048 and encodes 597 amino acids. Gene Ontology annotation, cellular component: nucleus. The record is from RefSeq and is a predicted model, not a curated record. Gene Ontology annotation, biological process: mRNA processing. The transcript has 5 exons.
AUCGAUAAUUUUCGAGACAACCCUGAAGCCGAAAACAAGCAGCCACGCUAGAGAAGAAAAUCUAGUGGAAAAUUCUGAAAAAUUGUACUUUGAUAAACGCAAAAGCCAAAAAAGAAGUUCGUAAGUGGUACUGCGAAUUGCGCUGUGCGUCCCCACCACAUUUUGAUUUCUCCAAACGUGCCAGACGCCGAACAGACGACUUUUUUCACGGAGCACCCCGCACAUCAGCGGAAAGAACCAGGGAAUUUUCAAACAUGGCCGAGGACUUUGAUGUGGAGGCGAUGCUUGAGGCGCCGUAUCAGAAAAACAAUGUCAGUGCGGGCAGCGGUGGACGUGGUGGACGCAGGCGCAGCGGCAGCAGUCCCGGCGGAAACGGAGGUCACGACGACGACUAUUCGGAGAAUGGUCCGCGGAACGGCAGCGACAUCCGCACGGGGAGCUCACACAAAAAGCAAAGCAAGCGGUCCCGGAGUAGAAGCGGCUCACGUGACGGCAAAUCCCGGCGAGAUCGCGGCAGUGAACGCAGCAGCCACCGGGACAAGGAUAAAGAGCGCGAGCGACAUCGCGAUGGAAACGAUAGGGAUCGUCACCGCAGAGAAGGUGAACGCGAUCGGGAGCGAGAUCGAGAACGUGAACGCGACAGGAUUCGACGCAGUCGAUCGCGGGAUGAGCGUGGCGACGAUCGUCGCAUACGCUAUGGCGAUCGCGACAGGGACCGCCGCUCGAGAGAUCGUCGCGGUGGCAGCAAGUCCUUGCAGCCGGAUCGAUCCAGGGAUAAACGUCGACGCAGUCGCUCUCGUGAUCAGCGCAAACGGUUGAGUCCGAUUCGUGAACGCAAGCGCAGCCAUUCCCGCUCAAAGGAUCGAAACAGCCGCCGUCGAGGCACCCAUUCGCCACGUCGUCGCUCGCCGGCAAACGGAACUGGCGACCGAACCCCGCCCACCGAACUCAGUCCCGAGGAACGUGACGCCCGCACCGUCUUCUGCAUCCAGCUGUCGCAACGAGUGCGAUCCCGUGAUCUCGAGGAGUUCUUCUCCAGCGUGGGCAAGGUGCGCGACGUGCGCCUGAUCACGUGCAACAAGACAAAGCGCUUCAAGGGCAUCGCCUACAUCGAGUUUGAGGAUCCGGAGUCGGUGGCACUGGCUCUGGGAUUGUCAGGCCAGCGGCUGCUUGGCGUUCCCAUCAUGGUGCAGCACACGCAAGCGGAGAAGAACCGUCUCCAGAAUGCGGCACCCGCAUUCCAACCGAAAAGUCACACAGGUCCCAUGCGCCUCUACGUGGGAUCGCUGCACUUUAACAUCACCGAAGACAUGCUGAGGGGCAUUUUCGAGCCCUUUGGCAAGAUUGAUGCGAUCCAAUUGAUAAUGGAUUCGGAAACAGGUCGAUCCAAGGGAUACGGAUUUAUCACGUACCACAAUGCUGACGAUGCCAAAAAGGCUUUGGAACAACUGAACGGCUUUGAGCUGGCCGGUCGCCUGAUGAAGGUGGGCAAUGUGACGGAGCGUCUGGACAUGAAUACCACCUCACUGGACACGGACGAGAUGGAUCGAACCGGGAUCGAUCUGGGUGCCACGGGGCGCCUGCAGCUGAUGUUUAAGUUGGCUGAGGGAGCCGGAUUGGCGGUGCCACAGGCGGCGGCGAAUGCCCUGCUGGCCACAGCUCCACAACCAGCGCCGGUGCAGCAACAGGAGGCGGCUCCGUCGAUAGCCACGCAGUGCUUCAUACUGUCCAAUAUGUUUGAUCCACGCACCGAGACAAAUCCCACCUGGGACGUGGAGAUCCGGGACGAUGUGCUGGAGGAGUGCGCCAAGCACGGCGGAGUGCUGCACAUCCACGUGGACACCGUUUCGCCAACGGGCACCGUUUACGUCAAGUGUCCGGGAACAACGACUGCGGUCCUGGCGGUGAACGCGCUCCACGGACGCUGGUUUGCCGGACGCGUGAUUACCGCAGCAUAUGUGCCCGUUAUCAACUACCACACCAUGUUUCCGGAUUCCAUCAACGCCGUCAAUCUGGUGCAGUCCACGCGCAAGAACACCGACGAUUGAACAGGAUAACAUGAGUGGACAAAGAUAUUGUUAUUAUUCUUCGUUACAAAAAACUAAUUUUUGGUCAAAACUUUUUCAAUUUUUUUUAAAGACUUUCGACGCAAGCUGAAAAAAACUAGGGGCACAUAUUAAAUUACAAUUAAAUACAUUUAUAAAUAUAUAUGAAUCGAAAAAUUACUUUAACACUUCUCGCCUUCAACUAUCUAUGACCGUGAACUAAUUAUAUUAUAGGCCGCCUGAAAUGCUGCAUGAUCGAAUUACUGAUGGAAAAUUACUUAGUUUUAGUGCUUGAUUUGUAAUUUGCUAGUUUGACCGCCAAAAAUGUAAGGACACUGACCGAUCCAUCGAUAGUUCGCUAGCCCAGAACUUGAUUUUAAAGAACAUUAAUUAUUACAAAAUCACACAUUCGUUAAGACAGCCUAGUUUUACAAUACAUAUACAUAUUUUGUAGAAAAAAAACUAAUCAAAAAUAAAAUACGAAAUCGAAA